CAACCCCCAAAAAACCCUAUCCUUGUCUCUUUCUCUCUCUAGCCCCCCUCUUCUUCGCCGGAGAUUCAAUUUUCCCGGAAUUCACUCUCGGAUAUGCAUAAUUCCUUGAUGUUUCGAUGUGUAUAAUCCGCUUGUACUGUUAGAAAUUCGUUCUUCGCAUCUGUGGAUUUUGAUUUUGUAAUUCUUUGGUAGUUUCUCGAAUUGUGAUUUGAAUGUAUUAGUUCUUCAUUUUUUGUAUUUGUUUUGAGUACUGUGUAGCUCUAGGGUUGGAAAUGACAAAGAGUGUUGUAGAUCUAGGACAGUUUUAAUCGUUGAUGGAAAUGGAGAGCACACGCAGAUCGUUUGAUAGAUCUCUUUCGAAAGAACCGGGACCGAAGAAGCCUAGGCUCACAGAGGAUCCUUCCGCAGCGGAUCGAAUCGCCAAUGGCCGUGCCGGAUUUGUGCAACGUCCAGCUGUUUCGAACCCUGCCGUCGGAGGAGGCCCGAGGGCCCAGAGGGACCGCGAUUCGGAGAGUAGCGAUUCUGUUCGGGGCCCCUUUCAACAUCAGCCAGCGGCGCAGUUGCAUCAUGAACUGGUGUCUCAGUACAAGACUGCGUUGGCUGAGCUGACUUUCAAUUCCAAGCCCAUAAUAACCAACCUGACAAUUAUUGCCGGAGAGAGUUUGCCUGCGGCCAAGGCCAUUGCAGCUGCUAUCUGCAACAAUAUUAUUGAGGUUCCUAGCGAGCAAAAACUGCCAUCUCUGUAUCUACUAGACAGUAUUGUGAAAAACAUUGGGAGAGAUUACAUAAAACACUUCGCUUCCAGAUUACCAGAGGUCUUCUGUAAGGCAUAUAGACAGCUCGAUCCUUCAAUACACCAAGGUAUGCGGCACCUCUUUGGCACCUGGAAGGGAGUCUUCCCUCCACAGUCACUUCAGCUGAUUGAGAGGGAGCUUGGAUUCACCUCUGCAGCUACUGUUUCAGCAGCUCCUAGAACUGAAUCACAAGCUCAACGUCCUGCACAUAGCAUUCAUGUAAACCCUAAGUAUUUGGAGGCAAGGCAGCGACUGCAAACCAGCAGGUCUAUCGAGAAACAUCAAAGAGAUCAAGUAAGUGAUACAGUUAGUGAGAAAAGUUCUGGUGUACCAUUUGCGGAUUCUGAUUAUGGUUCUGGUGUUUUGGGGCAUUCGGGCUUGGGAAGUGGAAGGAUGACAGAACACCUUAAAGAGCCUGGAUAUGACAGGACCUGGGAUGAGUCAAGCAGUGAUAUGAUUGGGAUGCCACAUCAAAAGAAUGGUUUUGGUCUGAAGCAUGGAUCAGAAAGCUAUGUUACCCAUGAGCCAGCAAAUUUUGACUUAGAUCUACAGCACAAGAAAAAUAUAUCCAGUAGGAACACAAAUGGGAUGAGGGAUAACUGGAAAGACUCUGAGGAGGAGGAGUAUACCUGGAGCGAGAUGAACUCUAGACCCACUGUAGCUGAUGCUCCAACUAAAAAUCAAUGGGCACCAGCCAAUUAUGAUAGAUUGGAUUUUGAAAGCCGUCUCUCAGGGCAUCAAAAUAUACAUGAUAUUGGAUCAAGGAAUGAUGAUGAAGUCUCAGUUGAUUCCAUUUCCAUUGAUCGCAGUCAAGUGGCAUCUGGGGCUCAAGUGUCAUUGUGGUCACAAAAGCUGCACCCACCAGAAGAAAGCAUGCAUUUAGGAACUGGUAAAACCUUGUCAGUUCAGUCGGAGGGAUAUCCAACUCGGUUGAAGAGCUCCCAAAGUACAUUGGGCAAGACCCAUUCCCUGUCACAGCUCAGUCAAACUCAUAUUGGAACCCCAAGCUUUAAGUUCCCAGUGAACGAAGCACCUUUAUCUAAAGCUUCUAUGAGUCAAGAGCGACAGACUCUUGCCCCUUCAUCUUCAGCCCGAUCAAUGGUGCAUCAACGUCCUCCCUCAUCGUCUGUUUCUUCACACAGUCAGAAUCAUUUUUUAAACAAUUUCGCUGACUGUGACCCCACUGCUACCGGCCCUCCUACAGAUCCUAGAAGGCGUCCAGGGCAAAAGAACACGAACUAUCGUGACCAAGUUCCAGAGGAUCCUCCUAUGCCAACCCGAGAAGUUUAUCAGGCCAGCACACAGAAGCCGCAUCCUGCAAGUUUACGGUCUACACCUGCUUUGGUGCCUCCCACUCAACAGAAGAAACACACUCCCGCUUCUCUACGAAGAAGUAUUGAAGUCUCCCAAUCAGAGUCUUCUGCGCCAGAACACCGCAUGCUACCGUCACAUAUUUCAGGCUCUGAAACGAUGGGGAAUUCGUCUUCUGACCAAUCAAAUCCUUUUACUGUUGAUUCCCCUGGAAAAUCCAUUACUAGUUCAAUAACAGGUAGCUUAAAUGACCCUAGUUGGUCUGGUUCAUCUCGAAAUAUUUUACACGGAACUGUAGUACCCCCUGCACUUUCUCAGAGUAUUGGUUCAGAGAAGAUGCCAGCAGUUAACUCCACCUCUAAUCCCUUUUCCAGUCUCUUAAGCUCAUUGGUUGCGAAAGGCCUGAUAUCUUCUUCGAAAUCUGAUCCUGUGCUGUCCAUCUCACCUAAUCCUGAUCAACCUAUGGAUGAUGUCCCUGAGACUGCAAGUACUAGUUCAGCUCCAGUAUCUUCUGUUCCAGUCACCUUGUCAAAACCUAUCGUGUCUGCUAGAGAUGAGCCAUAUUCAUCAGAGUCUACUCUCAAGGCUUCUGACAGAUUGCCCCCCCCAGCAGAAAAGAUAAAACAUCUUAUUGGUUUUGAGUUCAAACCAGAUGUAGUCCGUAAGUUCCAUCCAGUUGUGAUUAGUGACCUUCUCUGUGACCUUCCACAUCUUUGCACCAUAUGUGGUUGUAAACUUAAAUUUCAAGAACAGCUUGACAGACACAUGGAAUGGCAUGCAUCAAGGGUUCCUGAGGAUGAUCCCAUGAGCAAGAUGUCAAGGAGUUGGUACACAAAUGUAGUUGAUUGGGUUGCAGAAGUUGGUAGUGCUCAUCUUGAUAGUAGUCCUUUGGACAUAGGAGGUUCAGGUGAUAUACUGGAAAGUAAUGAGCCGUUGGUCCCCGCAGAUGAGAGUCAAUGUGCAUGUAUAUUGUGUGGUGAGCUGUUUGAAGACUUCUACAACCAAGAAAAAGGCGAAUGGAUGUUUAAAGGAGCACUUUACUUGACCAUCCCAUCCUCGAAUGAAGGACUUGGAGCAACAAGUGAUGGUUUGAUUCUUAGUCCGAUAGUCCAUUCUGCCUGUAUAUCAGAAGACACUAUGAAUGACUUGGGGCUAGAUUAUGACAUCAAAAUGGUGAGUAAUUAAUAUCUUUGUGCCACUGGAAUCCAUAUUAGAAUGGAAGAUCAUAUAUUAAGUUUAAUGAGAAUUUAUUUUUGCUUACAAGAUUCAUCCAAUCAUGUACAUAUAGAUAGUUACUUAAACUCGCCUCCAAGUACAGCACAUCCACUGAAGCUGGGGUGAAUAAAGUCAAAAUUGAAGAAGGCCAACUGGGUAUAGUAGUUCAUAUGUGAACAACUUUUGGUCCUGGUAACUGUUGCAAUGUUCUAUGAGAUCAGGUUUAUGGGUAUUGGUUACAUCUAUACUUUUAUUGAUAGUUAACUUGGUUCCAAGUAAAAUAUUCAAUGAAGCUGUGCCAAUCAAAUAAAUCGAUACUGAUUUCUGCCAAUUUUACUGUAGUUUAUAUGUGAACAUCUUUCAUAUAGGCAUGUAUGCAGUGUCAAAUAAGCUUAGGUUUAUGGUUCCAACUAAAUUCAUAUAUGUGAACAUCUUUCAUAUAGGCAUGUAUGCAGUGCCAAUUUUACUGUAGUUUAUAUGUGAACAUCUUUUUUUUUUCUUGAAGUUGGGGCUGUGAAGAGUGAUUAGAAGUGAUACUUUUGUGGCCUGUUGAAGUACUAUUACAAGUGAGUUUAUAAUGGAACAUAAUCAAGUUGAUUUGAUUAUGCAUACUGAGCUUAGAAGUGAUAGCUCUAAUGAGAUGACAGUUGUAUAUGGGAAUCUUUAGAAUAGGGAAUAAUAAUAAUAAGAAGGUACAGUUUGUCAAGAUUAGUGAAGUUUUUAUUAUACUGAUAAUUACCCUUUUCCCAUUCUUUAUCAAAAUCCUUCAUCCAAACAGCAUAAUUUUUGUUGAUGACUAUUAAUCUUGGCUCAAUUUGUAGGAAAAGGCAUAGCAUAUCAAGGAGGGAGUAGAUUUAAUGAUGCUCGCUCACAGUCUGCCAAUAGCGCAUAGCAUGGAAUGAACAGAAAUGUUGCAUUUACAUUGAGCUUAUAGUUAAUGAUCAUAGCUUAUGGCUAUGCCCAGUGGCUUGGACUUGCUGCUGAAGGUAUCGUGCCAGCAUUGCUUUCCGUAUCAUGUUCCUGAUCUCUUAUAGGAUGAGAGCAAAUGCUAAUGUUAGUCUUCCGGCAGGAUGUCUGACAUGCCCCUGAUCAGUAUGUGGUUAUAUCCCUUCAACAGGCGUAACGAGGCCGGUUCAUUGCUUGUUAUAUGCAUCUUGUAACAGGUAAAAUGAAAUCCUCAUUUUGUAGACUUUUUUCUCUUUUUUCGUAUCCCCCGAAGGUUGCAUGAUGAAAACCGGCCUCUUUGCUAAAUGAGAAUGUUCCUACGAGAACUUGUGAACUCGGCUUCUGGUUCUUUCGAUUAUUGUUGUGUGUAGGUUUCUGCUUGAUGCUAUAAAUAAGAAGUUAGGUAUUCCUACUUUCAUUUUCA
This is a messenger RNA of Salvia splendens (bonfire salvia), 4689 nucleotides long. RefSeq lists its product as uncharacterized. The transcript has 6 exons. Gene Ontology annotation, cellular component: cytoplasm; mRNA cleavage factor complex. NCBI's taxonomy places the organism in Eukaryota, Viridiplantae, Streptophyta, Magnoliopsida, Lamiales, Lamiaceae. Gene Ontology annotation, molecular function: RNA polymerase II complex binding; mRNA binding. Gene Ontology annotation, biological process: mRNA 3'-end processing; termination of RNA polymerase II transcription. Bases 315 to 3290 code for a protein of 991 amino acids. The record is from RefSeq and is a predicted model, not a curated record.